AAAAAAGUUUACACACCCCAUACAAUUAUGGCAGACAUGCAAAGAAUUCAUGGAAUCGUGAUGUCUUAUAAAAAAGCUUGGCAUGCAAGGGAAAUUGCAAUUCGAUUGGCUCGGGGAUCAGAAAAGGACUCUUACAAGAGGCUACCAUCUUUGUGCCAUAUGCUGGACCAAGCAAACACAGGCAGCCCGGGCUGGUUCGGUGUACGAAUGUGAAGAGUACCUAUCCAUGCUUGAUUACGAUGACCCGGAAAUUCGAAGAUACUUGGAGCGAAUUGGUUAUGACAAGUGGUCUCGUGCAUACGCUAGCCGCAAUAGAUAUUCAGUCAUGAUGUCCAAUAAUGCAGAGUCUUUGAAUGCUGUUGUUGUCACUGCUCGUGAGUAUCCCAUUUGCAAGUUGAUAGAAUUUAUUGUCGGCACAAUGCAGAAAUGGUUUUGUGAUCGUAGAGAAGCUGCUGCAGCCAAUGAAUCUCGGUUAUCUGCCCAUUUUGAAUCCCAGUUGAUACUGUCUCAAGCUAAUGCAGCUGUAAUGCAG
Molecule: messenger RNA, 532 nt
Organism: Cuscuta epithymum
Lineage: Eukaryota; Viridiplantae; Streptophyta; Magnoliopsida; Solanales; Convolvulaceae
Source: the annotation of a GenBank genome assembly